AACUUGGCGGCUAUACAACAGUGACAUUAAUUAAAAUGAUUAAAAUUAAAAGUCACACAUGCGCAUUUAGUGGUAACAUAAAAAGCUCUGGUGUCGCUGUUUUUCAUCUUGAAUGGUGACUUUGAAACUUUUAAGGUUAUAUUCGAUCAAGUUGUACAAUACUGUGUCUCGAAUAGUGUUAUCUCAUUUAUCAGUGCUAAUAAUUACAUAAAACUUAUUGGAUUAUUUAAAAAUUUAUUUUAAACAGAAGCCGAAUUCUGGCAAAUUAUUAUAAACUUAAAACAAUUAUAAAAGUGUAAUUGAAGAAAAAAAAAAAAAACAGGUCGAUAAUGUCGGCUCGAAACAUCCUUAGGAUAAUGUGGCAUAAUAGGAUGGCCAAUCUGGCCGUUUGACAAAUAAUUACGACAUUUAUUAAUUUAAUCUUAUAAUUUUUAUAUUAGUUUUGUUUUAUUAAUUUAUAAUGGUUAAAGAAAAGCCCAAUUCUACUCGUAUUUAUGAUUCUGAGGGCUACAGACGUAGAGCAGCGUGCAUUUGCGUCAAGAGCGACCUCGAGGAUGAGGUGCUGCUGGUGACAUCAAGCAGAAGACCCGAUAGUUGGAUAGUACCUGGAGGUGGUGUCGAGCCUGAUGAAGAUCCAGCUGUGACUGCUCUCCGCGAAGUGCGAGAAGAAGCUGGUGUCCUCGGACAUCUAGGACGAUGUCUUGGUGUCUUUGAGGUUCAUAAAAACAUUGAACAUAAACACCGUACCCAAGUCUGGGUGAUGCGAGUCACUGAAGAAUUACCAGAAUGGGAAGAUUCACGUAACAUUGGACGGAAAAGAAAAUGGUUUACAAUAUCUGACGCAUUGAUACAAUUGGCACAACACAAACCCGUCCAACGGUCAUAUAUUCACAGUCUACGUAAUACAAAUCCACGACGUGGUGCAUCAACAAACCCAACACCGCUUCAUCCUCAUUCUCUGCCUACUCCGAUUCAGCUUGUAACCAAUUCAACUUCUGAUCCUCAUCUCAGUAAACAUAGCUAAUGUUAAAAAAUUUUAAUUUUUCAUUUUAUAAUAUUAAUAUACUGAGUAUUUUGCAUCACAUCAUCAACAUCAGCAUCUCCAUCUAUAUCUGCAUCAUUAAUUAUCAUCAUAAAAACGCCUCUUUUGUACUGCGACGAUGUUGUACUGCAGUGACAACGAUAACUCUAUCACUUGUAUUUUAUAUAUUGAAAAAAAAAACAAAAAAAAAAAAAAAAUAACAAAAAAAAAAUGAUGAAAAAAAGAAGGAAAGAAAAAAUAAUUAUUAACUGUCAUAAUUACUUACUAUUCAUUUAUGCAGAACGCUAGAAAAAAAAAAAAAAGAAUAAAGACCAAAAGUUAAAGAAGAAAUAAAAAAUUGUAUUAAACUCCCAGCUAGGAGAUUAAUUAUUAUACAUUAAUAAAGAGAAAUUUAUAUGCUAAUGUACAUGUUUUUAUAAUUACUAUUAGUAAGUAUCUAAUUAUUUGAAAGCUGAUUUUUUUUUUAAGUGUAAGGUAAAAGACCUACUAUCCGAUUACUUCAUGUAUUUGUAUAGAUAGAUAUAUAUCGUAAAAUUUAGUAAAUAUAGAUAUACAAAUACAUGAGUGAUCGGGUACUGGGUCUCUUACCUAAUAUACCUAUAGGUAUAUAUAUUGGGCGUGUUCGGUCGAACUAAGUCCUGAGUAAACUUAGUAAGAUUUUAUAUAGUAAAAGCAUAUUUACUAUAUGAAAUCUUACUAAGUCCUUAGUAAAUUUGCUCAGGACUUAGGUCGGCCGAACAUGCCCAUUAUUAGGAUUUAGGCAAUCCCAUAUCCGGUCAACUGAGUCGAAUUCAAAUUCAAAUUCAAAUUCAAAUCAAAUUCAUUUUUUAAACCAGAACAAAUCCAAAGGUCGGCGAUGAAUGAUACUGAAGUUAGCCAACGUCUAAUAAUUUUUUAUUUUUUUUUUAAACAAUAAAUUAUAAAAAAAAAAUAUUGGAAAAAAUUGCACCUAUAGCUUUUAAAAUUUUCUACAUGGGCAUAUUUUUAGUUUUUAUUUUUUUGUAAUUGAUUUGUUGAAAAAAAAAAUCCAAAAAUUGUUCAUUGUCUGUUAGCGCCAGGAUCAUCGGCGAUGAGAUGAAUCUCAGGACCAAAAGACUUCACACUUUAUGUAUUUAAUUAUUAAGAUCAUACAUGUUAGGUAUAAAUAAAGAAAAAACCAUAAAACUUCUAUAUUUUAUUGACAUCAACUGGCUGUUAGCUGCGUCGCGGAUCUCCUCUAUCUGUAAAUUAAAAUUAAUGUUCUAUUUUUGUUCUGGCUGAUAAAAGACUGCGUGAAUUGUUGUCUAAACGAGGUCUAUUUAAUUAUUGUCAUUAAGUGGUAAAAACCACUGUUCCAUUCUGACUGAGUUUUGAACCCAUGCCUAGCCAGUAAUCAAGUUCGAGAGGCAGAGGCGAUAAUUGAUUAUAUUUCAAAGUGCUGACACCUAUUUUCAAAUUUAUUUAAAGAAACAGUACCAACUCGUGACGCGUGACUCAAUUUCAGUCAGGCAUCAUACGAAACACGUGUAUUUUUAUAAACACGUGAUAAAAACAAUUAACAAUUUUAUUGUUCGAGUGUUGAAAUAUUGUGUAUUGGCACAAUAAAUCUAUAAAUAAUUUAGUGAAUAAAUUAGUUUUUUUUUUUAAUAUUUGAAUUUUCAUAAAAAUAUAUGAAAUAGUAUUUUAAAUUGGAGGUUAG
Microplitis mediator is the source of this 2720-nucleotide messenger RNA. RefSeq names its product diphosphoinositol polyphosphate phosphohydrolase 1 (gene Aps). Gene Ontology annotation, molecular function: bis(5'-adenosyl)-pentaphosphatase activity; diphosphoinositol-polyphosphate diphosphatase activity; endopolyphosphatase activity. The coding region runs from base 461 to 1024 and encodes 187 amino acids. Lineage: Eukaryota; Metazoa; Arthropoda; Insecta; Hymenoptera; Braconidae. Gene Ontology annotation, biological process: diphosphoinositol polyphosphate metabolic process; diadenosine hexaphosphate catabolic process; adenosine 5'-(hexahydrogen pentaphosphate) catabolic process. Gene Ontology annotation, cellular component: cytoplasm; nucleus. The record is from RefSeq and is a predicted model, not a curated record. The transcript is spliced from 3 exons.